Molecule: messenger RNA, 1908 nt
Organism: Phytomonas sp. EM1
Lineage: Eukaryota; Euglenozoa; Kinetoplastea; Trypanosomatida; Trypanosomatidae
Source: the annotation of a GenBank genome assembly
AUGGUAAACUGCUUCUCACGGCGCUCCGUAGGUCUGUUUCUUGACACACCUCUUCGGUACGUCGUAGUUAACUCACGGGUGCAUCCUCAAAAGAGCUCAAAGAAGCUAGUCACCUCUCCCUCGCUCGUUUCGUCUUUUUCACCUUCUUUUGCACCGGAUGAAUUUUUAAAGCCCGUGCUGAAUAACGCUCUCCUACUACCCAAGUCCAUGGAAGAGGCUAUGCAGUAUGUAAAUAGUGCAAACUACGGUUCGAAGGGUGCCCAAAUUGUAUUUCACGAUUACAACUCCCGUCGUUGCACGCUAUGUGAUGUCAAGUUAGAGUGGAGCUACGCCGCACACGCCUCUACAGUCGAACAUCAGGCCCGAAUGGGGAUUUUAGAGAGGUCUAUUGCGCUUCUCGACACCUAUUUUACGCACCUGCUAGGAAUCAGGGCUAAUUCGAAUGCCGUAAGGCAAUCUAGAUUGGAGCUGCAAAGUCCAGGUUCAGUGUUGCUAUUCACCCACACUUUGGAUGGACAUGAGCUUCCAAUGCCUGAGAAUUUCAGGACGAAUCGGAAUUUACUUAAAAAAAUUGAUUGGAUUGAUCUUUUAAUCCAGCGUUGGUGGACGAUGCUUAACCCGAGGUAUGCUGGCGGCACGUGCGCCUUUGACUUUCUGCGGAUUCCCUCCAUGAGCACAAACAACCCACGUCGGCGUCUCUGGCGCUUACGAUUCCUUCUGCGCUUAUUGAGGACUAAAGGAAUUCUACGGGACAGCAUUCCGAGCUCCUCAAAAGUCAGCUUUGCGCGCUCUAAUCGCUUCGAGCGGUGCGAGAUGUUGGGGGAUAAUAUCAUUAAAUACGUCUUUUACGACCGCUUGAACGUGCUCUUCCCACCCACGGAAGGUGGCGUCUGCAAGAAACUGGCAUUAAUUCAGCAAAUGCUAGACAGUAAUGGAGGCCUGCUCGCGUUAUACGACUAUCUAAAACUAGACGCGAUGAUUGGGUCCAAUCUGGCAAAUAACAAGUCUAAGGCAGACGUUAUUGAAUCCCUUUUUGGAGAGCUUCAGACUUUUCUGUGGGCUAGCGAGAUACGGCAGGGGAUCGACUUCUAUCCUGCGUUUCUUAACAAAGACUUCGUCUACCUACGGGCGAUGGUCAGCCAUGUGCUUCACGAGCUCGCACACACCGCGGUGAUGUGGCGUGUGGAAGAUACACUUAAUAUCUCAAGGGCCUUCGUUAAGGCCUAUCUUGAAAAAGUAUGGACCCAUUCGGAGAGAACCCCUGGCUCAAAAAGUGGGGUGACGUUAGGGGAAAAACAAAUCAUCGAGUACGAGAAUCGUCUUGACCGCCACCCCUACGCGCCCCUCCCACUUCUCACGAUGUAUAGUCGUUAUCAACCAAAGUUUCGCCAAGGGGGGAAGGAAGCGUGGAAUUACUCACGGGAUAUCGCCCCAGUGCGUGCGGGGUUGCAGCAUGAGUACCACAGACUAGUCUCCUUAGAACCCUUUCCAGAGCCGCUAUCCAUGCAGCAGCAGUACCGGCGGAACGCCUUGCGUGUUUGGCGUGCAAAGCAGAAGCCAGAAGCCUCUACGGUGGGAACGAACUUUGUUUCGCAGCCGUCUCCGAGCAGCACGUCAUCUGAACAAUCUUUAGGAGCCUCACGGUAUUCGCUCUGGAGGCAGCACGAGGAGCUCAGGUGUGCUCGACAAAUCGAGAGUGAUGCGGCCGAAGCCUUCCAAUUAACGGGUGAGGAGUUGAGUGGCUUAAUGCUGGAAAAAACUAGACAUCUGGUUCAGCUAUUAUUUGCAACGGUGGAUUCGAUGGAUGUGGAGAAGGGGUGCUCCGAUUUUUCUGACACGCCACAGCCGCAAAACGCUAACCCACAACCUUGGACUCUCGCUAAAGUUUUGGAAUACGCAUAUCAGUAG